Molecule: messenger RNA, 2467 nt
Organism: Phacochoerus africanus (Common warthog)
Lineage: Eukaryota; Metazoa; Chordata; Mammalia; Artiodactyla; Suidae
Gene: PHLDB3
Product: pleckstrin homology like domain family B member 3
Exons: 17
Coding region: 224-2200 (658 amino acids)
Source: RefSeq, a predicted model, not a curated record
GGGAGGCGCUUAUGCACAGCCAUCUGUCUAGUGGGCCGACACCGCAGCGCCAGAACGCAGAGCGGAGCGCACCGAAACUUGAGCCGGCCGCACCUCUGGAACGCUCUCCCCGCGCCUCGGCUCUCUGGCGGGGCGUUCCGGCCUCUUGGACCACGCCCUCAAGUUACCCGGCCGCGCCCCCGGAACUCCAGGCCCCGCCCACCCGGCUGGUCCCGCAGCAGCCAUGGGGACCCGGAGUAGCCCAGACAAGGGGACCCCGCCGCCUGCUGUCCCGGAGUGCAACGUGGAGGUCCAGUCACAAGUAGCCGCCCAGCUCCGGGAGCACCCCAAGGACUCCGGGGAUCAGGAGGGGCCCGAGGCCACAGCAGAGCUUCCGAGCGGCCAAGGAGCUGAGCAGCAGACGGAGGAAGAGGAAGAAGUGGGAGAAGGCAGCAGCACGGAGAGCAGUCGCGAUGCGGCGGAGGCUCCGCCUCCCGUUCAGACCCCGGGCACGCCCCCCGCACCCACUCCGUCUGGAGAAGGGGUGCGAGGGGUGGCGCGGCGGCUUCGAGCGCAGCAGCUGGAGGCAUUGACUCGCGUGGCCUUGAUGGAGCAGCGAGUGAAGGAGUUACAGCGUCAGAGGAAGGAGCUGAGGAUCGAGAUGGAGGUGGAGGUGGCCCUGCUGCGGGGUGAGCUGGCUGGGGAACGAGUGGCCGCUCGGCGGGAGGAGGAGCAGCUCCGGGAGCUGCUGGGACAGCAAGUGGACGCAGAGCAGGGCGGCCAGGAGCAGCGGGAACAGGAACAGAGGCAGCUGAGCAAGGAGCGGGAUCACGUGGAAGAGCUUCGCCAGAGACUCCGGGAGGCCCAGGGACAACUCGACUCGCAGCCAGAAGACCAGCGUGAGCGGCUUCUGCAGGGGGUGCAGGAGGGGUCCAGGCCUCCAGCCCUUUGGCAUCCACCCCACCCCCCAUACACACAGAUGAAGGAACAGCUGGACGUGGCCCAGCGCGCCUAUGAGGACCUGGAGUUCCAGCAACUGGAGCGGGAGAGCCGGCGGGAGGAGGAGGACAGGGAUAGCCCAGGCGCGCGGGCUCUGGACCCCAAGGUCCAGGAACUCCAGGGCAGCGUGGCACAGCACAAGCGCCGGAUCCAGGUCUUGGAGGAGCAGCUCAAGUCGUUGGGGGAGCAGAUGACAGCUGAGAGCCGGGGGCUGAGCCAGAAGAAGGAGGAGGCCCUUCAGGCCUUGACCCAGGAGCGGAGCCGACUGCUUGAGCUCAGCUGCCCUCAGGGAAGUCCUGGCAGGGAGUUUCCUGAGCCCAGCCAGGCCCUCACCAAGCUCCUGUUCACCCAGAAGACAGACCGCCAGUUGCUGGUUCUCCAGGACCCCACUGCCCACACUGCCACCGCCUCUUCCUGCCUGUUCUCUGUUCACAGCUCCCUCCAGGGCUCCAUCGGCCUCCAGAGGACUGGAAGCCUGUCCCGGAAGAGGGGGGAGAGAGGGAGCCAGAGGGGAUCCCCCCGGCCUCUGUCCCUCCACUGUACUGGAGCCCUGGAGGCCUCAGCUCUCCCACCAGUCGCCAGAGACUCCGGGAGACACCCCCUCUAUCAGCUGCUGAACUGUGGCCCCAGGAAUGGCUGUGCGGCCCUCCACCCGGACAUCGCCCGCAUGGAGCGCCUGCUGAAACAGGCCGUGGCAGAGAGGGAGAGGCUGCUCCAGGCCAGGGAAGGGACGAGAAGGAGCACAGAAGCUUCCUCCGGCCCUGAUGUACCUGCCAUCAAGGCCCCGCCCACGCCCCCCUCCGGCCCUUCUGGCCCUCGGGUCUUGGAUCUCCGGCAGCACCUGGAACGCUGGGGCCACAACCCGGAGAACUGCCCGCAUGUACGGGUGUCCGGGGGCUGCUGCCGCGGACCCCUGGUGAAGAUGGGCGGCCGCAUCAAGACUUGGAGGAAGCGAUGGUUCUGUUUUGACCGCCAAGCACGCCGCCUGGCCUACUACGCGGACAAGGAAGAGACCAAGCUCAAAGGCGUCAUCUACUUCCAGGCCAUCGAGGAAGUCUACUAUGACCACUUACGCUGCGCCUUCAAGAGCCCCAACCCUCGCCUAACGUUCUGUGUCAAAACGUACGAACGCCUUUUCUACAUGGUGGCGCCCAGCCCAGAGGCCAUGCGUAUUUGGAUGGACGUCAUCGUGACAGCAGCAGAUGAGAAUCACGCCCCCUGAGUGGCCACACCCUCUCCGGGAGUGGUCCCAGCGAGGCCCCACCCCACAGCCGGAAAGCCCAGGCCUGCCCCUUUGGAACUCUCCGAGGAAUUUUACAAUCGCUGUGUUUCUGCUGGUCAGAGCCACGACGUUCUGGGCUGCAGGUGCCUUCCCCCAUCGGGAAGCCAGCCCCUGGGUCCUGCCCUGGGCAGGAGGAUGAUUGCGGGGGCGAGAAGGAACUAUUUAUUGGUGCUCCUGUGAUACCGAAUUAAACAUGGAGGAAAAACA